AUGUCUGUUAAAAAGCGAAGAAACAGAAAAACGAAUAUUUUUAUCGAAAAAACAAAUGAAAAUUCAGUUCAUAAAGAAGAACCUUUUUUUUUCGGAACGCUUAGUUUAGAAGAUGAAAAAUAUUUUAAAGGUGUUGAAGAAACAUUGAUGACACAUCAUUUUUCACAAGAAGAUUAUAAGUUAUUUAUUGAUAACACAUUUGCAGAAAUUGAAGGAAAAGAAUUAAAAUUAGCAAUUCAUCCUUUAUAUUCAAAAACAUUAGAAAGUUUACUGCAAAUUUUAUCACCAAUUCAAUUAAAAAAGUAUUUUCAAUCAUUAAUUGGGAAUUUUAAAAGAUUAAUUUUUGAUUGUUUUGGUUCUCAUGUUUGUGAAACACUUCUUAUAAGAUCAGCAUAUAUUGUUUCUACAGAGAAUAUAUAUUCUGUUUUUCAAGAUAAUAAUGAAAUACUUGUAACUAUGGAAAAUCUUAUUUUAUUUAUGUGUAAUGAGAUUUCUGAUAUGCUUAUGAAGUUUGCUGAUCAUAAAUAUGCUUCAUAUGUUUUUCGUCAAUUGCUUCUUGUAUUACAUGGAUCUAUAUUUCAAGAUAAUCUUUCGUCUAAAAGAACUACAAAAAAUAAACGAAAAACACGAUUACUUAGUCAGACUAUUUCAACCAAACAAUUAACAAUGCCGGCAUCAUUUUUCGAAAAAAAGAAAUCUAUAUUAGAUAAUAUUGAUACUAAAUAUAGCGUUACUCAAAUCAGAAACCUUGCAUUUAAUCAAUAUGGGUCUCAAAUUAUAUCUACUUUACUUUUAAUUGAAAAAAGUUUAGUUGAUAAUGAUAAAGAAAGAAAGCAGAACUUAUUAGAAAAAUUAAUUUUUGGUGAUUUUAAGGAUAUUUCCUUCAGAUCAAAUUCUUCAGAGAAAAUAGAAAGUGACUCUUUUAUGGAGACUCUUUUAAGAGAUCAAGUUGGUUCUCAUAUUUUUGAAUCUAUAAUAGAAUUUUCAUCUAAAGAAAUUCUUUCGAAAUUAUAUGUUAUUUAUUUUAAAGAUAAAAUUUUAAGAGUAUCUAAACAUCCAAUUGGAAAUUACGUAUUACAAAAAUUUAUUGAGAAAAACAAUAAUUAUAAAAUAUUGAAUGAGAUUACUGAGGAAAUAGUUAUGCAUUUUAAAGAAUUAAUUGAUAUAGGACAUAUUGGUAUUUUGGUUUCCCUUAUUAAUGUUUGUUCUCAAAUAACUUUAAUUAGUACUAAACUUUUAAAUGUGCUUAAAGAAUGUUUUGGAGGUUCAGAAACACAUAUAAAAAAUAAUAUUUUUCCUUUAAUCUUAAAUCUUGAUCCAAGAAAUGAGAAUAAUUCUAUGAAAAACUUUGAAAAAGAAUUAAAUAAUGAUAAUCGUAUAGUAGACCAAAUUAAAGUUCAAGGGGCUCAUUUGAUUAAAUCCCUUUUUAGUCUUCCAUAUGAGAUGUAUUACUUUUUAAUUGAAAGUUUUCUUUUGCAAAAUAAAAAAGUAAUUCUUUAUUAUGCAACAAAUAAAAUUGGAUCCUGCAUAGUAGAAACCAUACUUAAGCUUCCCCCUUUAUUAGCUUCUGAUAGAAGGAAAUUGUUGAAUAAUUUUUUCGAAUCAUAUGCUUAUCUUUCUUGUGAUCCUUUUGGAUCACACAUUGUUGAUGCAUGUUUAUACACAUCUAUAGGAUUAAAUAGUUAUAGAGAGCGCAUAGCUAAUGAACUUUUGAAAUCUAGAGAAAUAAUAGAAGAUAACUAUUACGGAAAAAGAGUUUGGAAAAAUUGGCAUAUAAAUUUAUUUGAAAAUAAAUAUUCAGAAUGGAAGAAAAAUAUAAAUUCUUUUGUUAAAAAAGGACUUUCAGAGUCAAAAGAGGAUAAAAUAACUAAUAUCCAUAUAUCAGAUAUAGAUUUUUUAAACGAUGCAAAUAAAUAUACAAGUUCUUUAUUAACAUUAUGUAACAAUAAACAGAAAGAAAAAUUAGAAGAUAGAUUUAAUAAUGAUCUCGAAGAAAUAGGUAUGUUAUUUAGAAAAUACAAAAAAAAAAAAUUAUAA
This is a messenger RNA of Pneumocystis murina B123, 2037 nucleotides long. RefSeq lists its product as hypothetical. The record is from RefSeq and is a predicted model, not a curated record. Gene Ontology annotation, biological process: endonucleolytic cleavage in 5'-ETS of tricistronic rRNA transcript (SSU-rRNA, 5.8S rRNA, LSU-rRNA); endonucleolytic cleavage in ITS1 to separate SSU-rRNA from 5.8S rRNA and LSU-rRNA from tricistronic rRNA transcript (SSU-rRNA, 5.8S rRNA, LSU-rRNA); ribosomal small subunit export from nucleus. The transcript is spliced from 8 exons. The coding region runs from base 1 to 2037 and encodes 678 amino acids. Gene Ontology annotation, cellular component: nucleolus; preribosome, small subunit precursor; 90S preribosome. Gene Ontology annotation, molecular function: RNA binding. NCBI's taxonomy places the organism in Eukaryota, Fungi, Ascomycota, Pneumocystomycetes, Pneumocystales, Pneumocystaceae.